Pleuronectes platessa (European plaice) is the source of this 6163-nucleotide messenger RNA. RefSeq names its product secretory carrier membrane protein 5a (gene scamp5a). The record is from RefSeq and is a predicted model, not a curated record. The transcript has 7 exons. Bases 2674 to 3366 code for a protein of 230 amino acids. NCBI's taxonomy places the organism in Eukaryota, Metazoa, Chordata, Actinopteri, Pleuronectiformes, Pleuronectidae. Gene Ontology annotation, cellular component: trans-Golgi network membrane; recycling endosome membrane. Gene Ontology annotation, biological process: protein transport.
GCCAGGGACCCGAACACAGCUCUCGCUUUGGGAGUACAGAGAUUGGAUGGCCCUGAGGAGAGACCCCCUUACCCCAUACUCCCGCAGCACCUCCCACAGUUUCUCCCGGGGGACCCGGUCAUACGCCUUCUCCAGAUCCACAAAACACAAGUGGACCGGAUGGGCAUACUCCCAGGCCCCCUCCAGGAUCCUUGCGAGAGUGAAGAGCUGGUCCGUAGUUCCACGUCCGGGGCGAAAACCGCAUUGUUCCUCUUCAAUCUGAGGUUCGACGGUCGGCCGAACCCUCCUUUCCAGCACCUUGGAGUAGACUUUACCAGGGAGGCUGAGAAGUGUGAUACCCCGAUAAUUGGUACACACUCUCUGGUCCCCCUUUUUGAACAGGGGAACCACCACCCCGGUUUGCCACUCCUUUGGCACUGUACCCGACUUCAAUUAGAAAUGGUUGUGGAAAAAUGGAUCAACAGCGCCCCCUAAAAUGCAGCAAUUCUGUCUGUUUUAACCGAUCGUGGCAGUAGAUCAUGCCAAGGGGCUCUCCCACACACAGCCAGAGACACAACUUAUGUCACAAGGUGUGACCGGGGCUUGUCGUCAAAGUUCGACGAUUCUCCCAAAAAAAGGAAUUUAUUAUAACUCCUCUGUGCAUUGUCCGAUCAGCCUCAAACCUCUUUCACACAAUCACAGUGCCGCCCUGAUCAGAGCCAUAUGUUAAUAUUGACUCAUCGUCACAGCGCCACCUACUGGCAACAGGAAGUGACAUGUUUUAUACUUUGACGCACUGCUCCUGCUUUACAAUAUAUCGCUCAAAUGAGCUCAGACAAGUCAGAAGACCUUCACAGUCAGAAUUGGGACUUUUUCUCAAACCAUGUAAGCAUUGAGGUGCGGCAAAGGUUGAUCCUUCGCCAAAGAAGACUUAUUAGAAUUAUUCUUCCACUGUGCAUUGUCCAAUCAGCCCCAAAUUGCUCACCCUUCUAAAAAAAACGACCUGAACCUGUCUGUCUGUUGUGUGCAUGUGUCAAGUUAUAUACAGCCUAUGCCUACCGUGCGCAAAAGUGCUGCUCGCGCCUAGGCUAUUUCAUUGUUUAGCCUUGGUAGGCUAUGUGCGUGGUGCGCCAACUUUUUUAUGAGAUAGAGACCCCUUAGAGACAAAAAGAUAAUUCGAACCUUGCUUUUAUCAAAAUUGUUUUUUAAUUUGUAAGUAAGUAACCAAGUCUCAGCAUAGAUUGCAUCAUGGGUCUGGAUCUCCCCAGAACCCCUCAAACCUUGCAACUUAAGCUCCUUCUUCUGCAACAGUCCUUCAAUGGCACACAAAACCAAAGCUUGUCCAUUAGAAUUCCUCACCUCCCUGUUUGCAAACUUUUACCAUAUGAACCAUCUUUGCUUCUCCUCUGGUAGUGAUCUGUUGACUAUUCAGUAUGCAACUUAAAUAGAAUUUGCAGUAGUAUUUGCAUCACAGAGCUUGAACUUCCAGAGAACAGUCGACUUCCUUUACCUCUUAUUAUAAGACACAUAUUGUGCAGCCUGAUAUAGUUUAAUAAUAAUGAAUUAUUUUUAGAUCAGAUAUGAACAUUUAAUAUAUUUUAAAUCAAUUAGAUUUACUUAAGGUGAUUUAAAUGUAAGCAAAAUCAUGUGCAUGGAAAUUCAUUCAAUGCUUAUUCCCUGCUGGUUAUAUUUGUCAUAUACUGUCACACCUCUAUGAUCAUGAAACAGGUUUUGCAUUUCAUUUUGUGUGGUAUAAAAAGCCUUAAGAAAUCCAGAUGUUACUUGUUUAUACAUGUAAACAUCCUGCAGGUUUCCCCCUCUUGUAUCACAGAGACAUUCUUCUACAUCAGAGCAGAUCUGUCAAAGAGCUUGUAAAUAAGGUCGCUUUGAAGUGCAAAUCCAAACGUCAAAUCACAAAACAUAACAAAUGAGAAACCACAACAUCAAAUCACAUAAAGAGAUUUUACCCCCACCAAGGAGAUUGUAUGUUUUCGUCUGUGUUUGUGUGAUGCAAAAACUACUUGAUUGAUUAUCAUGAAACUUAAUGGAAGGAUGUGGUAUCAGUCGUGGAAGCACUGGUUACAUUUUAAUUCUGAGUGGGUGCAAUUAUGUCGAGAUCCAAAUGAAAAAGUUACAUUUUGUCACAUGAAAACUUGAAAACAUAAAAGCAGUAAUAGGACAUUAAAAAUAAAUGAAGAAGUAUACAUGAAUAUGAACACCAUAUAUUAAUAUAUAUAUACACCUGAUAGUAGCUAAAAGGCAGCCAAUCAGAUCCUUCUGUUUGAGGCCUCUUCGUUUUCAGCACUGUGGACAGCAUCACAGAGAGGGCGGGCCUUGUUGAAAUGAUUUUGCUCUUUGAUUGGUUGGUUCUGUCCAGCAACAAAUCCCUUGUUGUGUUCCUUGAGGCCCCGCCCCUAUGCUCCCACCCUGGCGGGGAGAUGCGUGCGUGAAAGGAAAAGAUCUGACGUCACGUGGCCGCCUCUUACUCCCGGACAGACCAUCAUCUGAGGAUAAAGACACUUCAUUUGUCCCAUCGAGCGCCACGUUCCUCUGCUGUGAAUCCGUAGGAUGCUUUUUAAACGAACAGGGAUUGUGGCGACAUUGUUGCACUGAACGGGCGUCUGGUUUUCAAGGCAGCUGGUGUUGAAGUUUCCGAUUCUUUUUGCAAGUGGAGGGAAAUACUGAGCACUCAUCAUGGCAGAAAACAACUUCCCUCCCCUGCCUCGAUUCAUCCCCCUCAAGCCAUGCUUCUACCAAGACUUCAGUGAGAUCCCAGACCAGCGUCGCACCAUGUGCAAGAGGCUCUACUACCUGUGGAUCUUGAACAGUGCCACACUGGCUGUGAAUCUGAUUGGCUGUCUGGCCUGGAUGUGCGGAGGUGGUGGAGCGACCAACUUCGGAAUGGCCUUCCUGUGGCUCAUCCUCUUCACCCCAUGCUCCUAUGUGUGCUGGUUCAGGCCCAUCUACAAGGCCUUCAAGACAGACAGCUCGUUCAACUUUAUGGCUUUCUUCUUCGUCUUCAUGGCCCAGGUGGUGAUUAGCAUUAUCCAGACUGUUGGCAUUCCAGGCUGGGGAGUGUGUGGCUGGCUGGCUACCAUCACCUUCUUCAGCACCAACAUCGGGUCAGCUGUGGUCAUGCUGAUUCCCACCAUUAUGUUCACUGCAGUGGCUGUGCUCUCCGUCAUUGCCCUCUCAAAGGUUCAUAACUUCUACCGCGGUAGCGGGGGCAGUCUGGGUAAGGCCCAAGAGGAGUGGACCACCGGGGCCUGGAAGAACCCCCACGUGCAACAGGCGGCUCAGCAGGCAGCCAUGGGUGCCGCGCAGGGCGCCAUACAGCAGGACCAGUACUCAGCAGCUCCCACCUACAACUACGACGACCCAAUGUAGGACAGAGGCGGGGCCAGACUGCAGAGUGGUAGAGAUAUAAAAAGGGAUCAAUUAACACAAAUCAGAACUAGGUGCCCUUCAUUAUGAUACUGUACAAGCUGAAUUUAAAACGAACAAUGUAGAGGAAAGUCAUAUUUCUUGUGGGAUUGUACUUUAUUGAAUUUUGAGUUAUUCCUUUUUAUAUUCCUUUCACAUUUAAAUCAGCCGUUUAUUAAAAAGCCUCUUCUUUUAAAAUAUCUUAUGCUGCUCAAUUUUAGCUGGUCAGUGCGUGUGUUGCUUUUUAAUGGAGACAUAUAAUAUAGCUAAUGCUAAUCCCCUGAGCUUCAUCAGUUUAUUUAGGUCGGUUCAUCUUUGGUCGACACAGGGUGACUUCUCUGCCUCCGCCUGAAGCCACACUUUUAAAACACUCAUUUUUGAUAUGUUUUAAAAAAAUACAACAGCUAUUUCGUAAGCAUGUCUACGUCACCAAAUGCUAAAACAAUUUUGACCCUAGUUAUUAGCGUAAGUUAGCGUAAAGACUAUUCAAAUAUUACAAAAAAUAUACAACUCAACGAAACAAGAUUUAAUAUGUUAAUAGUGAUAAAAUAUUGAUUGAUUGGUGAGCUUUAAAUGUUUUUUUGCAUUUUGACAAAGCUGAAAUGGUUAUUUACAGUCUCAGUUCUGUGCUUAGAGGCUAGCAGUCAGAUUUAUCAUACAGACAUGAGUGGAAUUGAUCUUUUCAUCCAAGUCUUAGCAAGAAAGCGAAUAAUUCCCAAAAUUAUUCCUUAAAAUUUGUGUGUAAUAAAACUUUGAAGCUUUUAUUAAGGAGAAACACUGUCCUUUAAACAAAUAUCUGUAUGUUAAAUCUAUUCUUUUAAUUGAAAAAGAAAAAGUUACAUUUGAACAAAUCUUAAUCAGAAUCAAAAAAAAUAACCCAGCGGCAAUUUCAGCUUUUAAAUCCAGUAGAAACAUUUUACACCCAUGUUUCAAGGACCUGCUUUAUAUCUCUUCUUUUUUGACAACGAUUCCAUUAAAUUCAGAAAAUGUCACAUUCUCAGGAAAUUUGUGAUAGCUGGUUUUAAAUUCUACACCUGUAAAGCCCUUAAAGUGUCAGCGUCUUGGGCCGUUGUCUCCCUUCUUCACCACUAUUUAAUCCUUCUAUGUUUUGGUGUGUUCGGUUUUGUCGUUACCUCCUUUGAGCAGGUUGAUUUCAGUUAAAGGAAUUAUCAUUACAAUGAUCAAGUGAAGCACAUGCAGUAUUUAGGAUUGCAGUUCUUUGGAUAAAACAUUCCAAAGUCAUCGUUGUACAGGUCAAGACGGACAGAAAACCAAAACGCUUGCAGGCUGAACAAUACAGUAAAUAUUAAUAGUUAUUGUUGUCGGUGGUCAUAGCAUUGUAUGAAGUGAUGGAUGUUUCCUCCCUUGGCCAAUUCUUCCACUAAACCCCUACAUGUAAAUGCUUAAAUGGCUACUUGUUUCUGAAGCUCUGGGUUUCAGGCCUUAGUGUGUCAUUUCGUGGCUGUCGGUGUUAUUCCAUGAGUAGGUGUGAUAAUGACAUUUAUAAAAAAGAAAAGAUAGAACAUAAAAUUCAAGACAAUUAUUUAAAGUGAAAGUGAGAGAGCCCUCGUGAGGCCUGACGUGUUCGGAGACAGCGUCAUGAAAAAGUUAGUUUUUUUCCACCUCGUGUCACUUUGAAUCUUCGACACUCAGUAGAUGGUUAUUACAGUGAAACAGUAUUAGACUUGAAACAAAUGUGAAGUAUCUGAAUGCUCGUUAUUUCAAAACCUGUGAAUCGUCUCGUCUGAUCGUGAUGAUGUGGUAUUCAAUAGGCUGUUCGUUGUUUUCCUUUUUUAGGCGUUUUUUGUACCAACCCUUGUUUUUCUUCUUUUGAUGAUAUGUGUGUGAGUGUGACGAACAUGUUCAUUGCUUCUUUACAUGUCUGUGGAAAACUUCUUUUUCUUUAUUCAAUUUUUUGGGGUGAAAAUCUUAAGUAAUGUUUGCACUGGGUUACCUGUUGACAUCAGUGCAAACCUAAUUCACAGUGAAUCACAGUGUAGCAAUACUAACAUGAAUAUAUUAUAAACAGUAGAAUUAAUAGGAUUGAGAGGGGUUCUGUUGUGCGGGCCUCAAAUAUGGAGACAAAUACUUCCAACCAUAACAUAAAGGGUUAUGAAUAAAAAAAUGAAACAGGGGCCCUUUUUUUUCAAAGAUGGACACCACUAGUAUAGUUUUACAACUGCAUAACAUUCUCACCAGCAGAUGCACAUACAGUAGAUAUAUUAGUAAAACAUACCAUUCACAUGCUCAUCUGUUAGCAAAUGCACACCGUUUAGAUCUAAAAGUGUAAGGUUAUGCACAAAGACAAACAAAGAAAUCCUCUCUGUUGCAGCAGUAAAGUUAAUACUCGUGGUGGGUGUUUGGAUCAGUCUGCCACAUGUGCAUACAGCACAGUCAACGUGUUUAUGGAAAUUGCAGCUGUAGUUUUCGUGUAGCAGGAACUUCCAUUUGACUUCACCUCAUGUCGCUGUAUCAAAGCUUCUGGAAGCCAUCUCCCAUUUAACUCCCCCACGUCCCCACAUGUGCUGUAUGUUGUUUGAUAUGUAUUAUUACCAUGUACUAUAUCAUGAGUAGAUAUAAAUAUAUAAUUACAUGAAAUGAGGUAAAUAUUUGCUGUGGAUAAACAAAUGGAAACUUGCUCUAAUUAGAAGAAAGAGGAGGCUGUGUCUCCAUGAGUGAAGUCAAUGAGGAAUACAUUUUUGUGUAUUACUUUUGUAUUAUUUGGUCUUACCCUGAUAGAUAUUAAAGAGUUCUUGUUGCA